UGUGACCAUCAUUCAAGCUCCUCACAGCUAGCUGUACUGCCAGCCCACCUCCUCUCUCUCUCUCUCUCUCUCUCUCCUUCACGCUAUAUCACCCCCUUCCAUCGGCCUGACGCUUCCCCAUCUCUCAAGAAUUUGUGCUCUCCUCUUCCCUUCCUGACACUGUAGAAAGCUCUGAUGGAUAGUAGAUUUCUAGUGUUGGUGGCUCUCUGCGUGCUGCCGGUGCUGGCGACCGCCGCCGACGAGAAGCAGUACACGGUGGAGGGCCGCGUCUACUGUGACACUUGCCGUGCCGGUUACGAGACCGAAGCCACCCCUGGCAUCCCCGGUGCUAAGGUGGCGAUCGAGUGCAAGAACAGGGUGAGCUCCGAAGUUACAUUCCGCACCGAGGGGGUAACGGACUCAAAGGGAAAAUACGCCAUCACCGUCACCGGCGACCGCGGCGAUGACAUCUGCGACGCAGUCACCCUGAGCAGCCCGCUCUCCUACUGCUCGGAGGCUGACCCAGGUCGUAACCGCGCCCGAGUGAUCCUCACCAACUCAAACGGCCUUGUCUCUUCCACUCGCUACGCCAAUGCCAUGGGGUUCUUUAGGUACGAGCCCAUGUCAGGCUGCGCCCAGCUGCUCAAGAAGUACGAGGAAACUGAUAUCUAGAACAAGAAUUCUUGUCAUUGUUACUCACUCACUCUGUUCCAGCAAUAGUAGUACUCACUGAUGAUGAUGAUGCUCUUAGUCCCUUCAUUAUACGUUAUUGUUUCCAUUAUCUAGAAAAAGAAUUCUUGUCAUUGUGGCUUUCAAACAAACUCGUGUUUCCAUUAUCGAAUGUUUCUGUCUCUGUGCUCUGGUGGGUUCUGUGUUUACUCUAGAAUAACACUCUGUGAUGAUGCCCCAAGUGAUUGAUUGCCUGCUUCUCUGAAGCGUUCAUGGCCGAGCACUGGGGUUGCUGUGUCACAGAUCCUCGGAACCUGCAAUGGUAAUUUGUAUUGUAUGUUAUGUUAGUACAAUUAUAUGAGGAAUUAUUGUAAA
This is a messenger RNA of Diospyros lotus (date-plum), 1023 nucleotides long. RefSeq names its product protein DOWNSTREAM OF FLC-like. NCBI's taxonomy places the organism in Eukaryota, Viridiplantae, Streptophyta, Magnoliopsida, Ericales, Ebenaceae. The coding region runs from base 175 to 651 and encodes 158 amino acids. The record is from RefSeq and is a predicted model, not a curated record. The transcript is spliced from 2 exons.